Molecule: messenger RNA, 3091 nt
Organism: Thunnus maccoyii (southern bluefin tuna)
Lineage: Eukaryota; Metazoa; Chordata; Actinopteri; Scombriformes; Scombridae
Gene: rpz5
Product: rapunzel 5
Exons: 2
Coding region: 520-1701 (393 amino acids)
Source: RefSeq, a predicted model, not a curated record
GAAAGAAAGAAAGAAGGAAAGAAAGUAAGAAAGAAAGAAAGAAAGAAAGAAAAACACAAUAUUUCAUUUUAUUUGCUCAGUUUUUCUGACCAUUAUUGGAGCUGACCUGUAUUAAGACCUUUGGGGAACUGUUUUUUUUUGAAGUCCUCGAUCUUUUAGAGGUAAAAUGUUUUUUUCAGCAGAAAAAUGGCCUGCCAGAGGUAGAGAUGAGUCGUUUGGCGGAUGUGGUCUUGUUGAGGAUUUGCGUAUGUGGUCUCUAUUAAAGCUCUUGAGCUCUGUAGCAAAGCAUAUCACAUUGAAAGAGGAGAGCAGUGUUUGAGGUACUGUGUGGGACUCGCCUUUUUUCCCUUUCACAAAAAUUUAUUUCACCUUAAAAGAAGACCAACUUUUUUUAAAUUGUUGUUUUACAAGGGAAGAUAUUUCCAAGCACAAAACCAACAUAAUAACCCAGUACCAGCAAAGUCUCUGACUGUGGAAAAAACACAUUUGAUUAGUUAGUGUGAAUUAGAUAAAAUAAAGAUGAACAAAGUGGCAGAUUGGCUCGUGCAGAACAGGGACAAGAUUGAGAAAGGUGUGGAGAUCAUGGGGCAAGCUUCUGAAGUGCUUGCCUCCACUGUGGGCCAACUUCACCCUGUCUUGGAGGCUGUGUUCGUGGCUUCAGCCGAGAUACUCAGCAACCCAGAGAGCAAAGAGGCUCGCUACAUGCAGCAGCAGUUUGAAAUGGUCAACCAGAAACUUGAGGGGAUCCAAGAUGAGAUUGAUAAAAUUGCUCUGGAGCUGCAGAGGACGACGAUGAACAAGCAGAACUUUGAUCGAGAGGCGCAGAUGCUCAGCCAGUAUGAAAAGUUUCAGGACUUUGUCAACGCCAAGCCAAAGUUCAAGGAGAAGAAGAUGGAGAAGUUCCUCAGCCAUUACGAGAACACUGAUGGCGACUUGAACUUGGAUGCCCUCUACAAUGCUGUCACUGGGGAGAAUACCUCAGGAGACCCAAUGCUGGAAACAGUAGUCACCACAGAGGAGAGAAGCAGAAGGAAAGUUGAGGAUUUCUGCGCCCGGCUGAAGAAGCUCUUUGUGGUGGGCAUUAUCGCUGUCAUGGGCCAUGCUGCCCUCAAGGAAGGAGUUGUCGGGGAGGAGAUGGUCAAGAAGUGGCAAGACCGAAUGGAGGAUGUGGAGAAACGAAUGAAAGCAGCUGUGGAUGACUGUGCAGAGAAUUUUGCAGAUCAAGCCAAGCUGGACAUGGAGCACCUGCUUCAGGAGAAUCCCGGCACAGUCAGCACUGACUUCGCCAAAUCCCUUCUGGAUUCACUCGUUAAGAAAUACGACUGGGUGAACUGGUCCGUAAGGGCUUUCAGCGAAAAGGAGCGCAUUUUCUUUUUCAACUGGUUGGCAGGAAAGAAGUACCAUGGAAGUGGUGGAGCCAACUGGUUUGACAUUUUGACCAAGAACAAGAUCAAAGUGGUGAUCUCUUUCUGCAUUGACCCCAAGCCCAUUAACAAGAGUCAGAUCCAGGAGCAGAUUGAGCAGCAGAAGCUGAAGGGGGACAUGAUGGAAGUGGCUCUGUCUUUGAACAAGAGCUUCCCCAACUGCCUGGUCCAUGCUGUCAGCCAUUACAAGGAGGUGGUGGAGACCAACAACUUUCACGCGGAUUGUUAUUACUAUGGGAAACACAAAAGAGCCUACCUCUGUAUUCACCCCGAGUAGGCUCAAAGAAUAAUACAAAGUGUAGCUGCAUAUGGGAAGAUACGAUCUUCAGAUAAGUCAAUGAAUGUCUUCACCAAAUCCUGGAAAUGCUUUUAUAGAAAUAUAGAAAAUUAUUCAUAAAUAUUGUCUGUGUUGAUGCAUAAUCUGCUCUGUCUGGGUUCUGAUUUGUGAAUUAUUGUCUAACUUGUACUGAUUUUUAUUCUUUUAUUGUAUCUUUCCUCUGUUGAUAUCAUGCAGCAGCUUGAGGAUGAGCCAUACAUACAUCUCUCCAUGCCAGCUUCAACUUACUGUUAUGAAACAUAUAAUGAUUUUGUCCCCAAUUGGACAUUACUAGAGUUGGGCGAUAUGACGAUCAAGAGAUGAUAUCAAUGUGUCGGUCACCAGAGAUUUUGCCCUGCAGAGGUACCCUUUCCCUAUCUCUUAAAUAUCUCUGGGUGUAUCGGACGAAUGUAUGCAAUGUUGUUAAUCUAAAAGCAUGACUGAUUUAUCAAAUUGAUUUUAAUGUGAUCUUUGCAUUAAUGUGAGGAUGUACCUUGAUUUGUCCAUUUGGACUGGAAACAUUUUUUGGUUAUUUUGAGUUUCACAGCUCAUUGUGGACUAUUGAAAGCUCUAGAACAAGCGAGUAAGUGGACCUUGAGUUGAUGCUACGCAUUUAAAUGAAUACUUUUUGGGACAUACGCUUAUUUGCUUUCUUGGCAAGAUUGAUACCACUCUCAUGUCUUGUACGGUAAAUAUGAAGCUACAGCCUGGAGAUGGUUAGCGUAGCUUAGUACAAAGACUGGAAACAGGGGGGAACAGCUAGCCUAGCUCUGUCUGUCUCAUAGCACCCCCAAAACUCAGUGUAAAAGUGUAAAAACAACAAUUUUACAGUAUUUCACACUCUGGGUUUGAAGGGACUAAACAAACUAGAUUUAAGGUGUUAAUAAGUGAGUUUCAGAGGUGCUGGUUGACCAAUUUUGUUUACCGUUGGACAGUACCAGGCUAGCUGUUUCUCCAUUGCAUUCAGUUUUUAUGCUAAGCUAAGCUAACCAUCUGCUGCCUCUAACUCCAUAUUUAAAGGAGAUAUGAGAGUGGUAUCAAUCGUCUCAUCUAACUCUCUGCAAGAAAGUGAAUAAGCUUAAUUCCCAAAAGUUAUUCCUUUAAGUCAACAUGGAUCAGAAGACCUGAGGUACUUAGAAUAAUGGAAAGCUGCUGAUGAGGACUGUGUGAUAUGAUCAAAAGCUCCAGAACAAGUGAUUAAUUGGACUUUGAGUUGAAAUUGUUUUGUCACUUUGUUAUUUUUUCCAUUGAUAGUUUCUAAAUUGUUUUUCCAGCACAUGUACUUUCUAUAUACAACAUAUUGUAUAUAUAUUAAAAUAAAUUACAUACUAUAGAAGAUUUUUUUCUUAUC